Molecule: messenger RNA, 1527 nt
Organism: Plenodomus lingam JN3
Lineage: Eukaryota; Fungi; Ascomycota; Dothideomycetes; Pleosporales; Leptosphaeriaceae
Gene: NUO51
Product: NADH-ubiquinone oxidoreductase 51 kDa subunit, mitochondrial precursor
Molecular function (GO): FMN binding; NAD binding; NADH dehydrogenase (ubiquinone) activity
Source: RefSeq, a predicted model, not a curated record
AUGCUCGCACGACACGCACCUGGCCCCUCGGCCCUCAGCGCGGCCGCCCACCGCGCCCUGCCCGCCGCCACAGCAGCAACUACACGCCUCUCGGCUGCGACAGCCCAGAACCGGACACAGACGAGGUCAUUGGCGACAGUGCAGGAUGCUGCGCCUGUACGGACCUAUGGAGGGCUCAAGGAUCAGGACCGCAUUUUCCAGAACCUGUACGGACACCAUGGGGCGGAUCUGAAGAGCGCCAUGAAGUACGGAGACUGGCACAAGACCAAGGAGAUUCUGCUCAAGGGCCACGACUGGAUCAUCUCUGAGAUCAAGACCUCCGGUCUUCGUGGCCGAGGUGGUGCUGGUUUCCCCUCCGGCCUGAAAUGGUCGUUCAUGAACUUCAAGGACUGGGACAAGGACGACAAACCCCGCUACUUGGUUGUCAAUGCUGAUGAGGGUGAACCCGGAACAUGCAAGGAUCGAGAGAUUAUGCGCAAGGACCCCCACAAGCUCAUCGAGGGCUGCCUCGUUGCUGGACGUGCGAUGAAUGCUACUGCGGCAUACAUCUACAUCCGAGGAGAGUUCUAUCACGAAGCGGCCGUGCUAGAGCGCGCCAUCCAGGAGGCAUACCAGGCUGGUCUGAUUGGAAAGAACGCUUGUGGAUCCGGCUACGAUUUCGAUGUCUACCUCCACCGAGGAAUGGGCGCCUACGUCUGUGGUGAGGAGACCUCCCUGAUCGAGUCGUUGGAGGGCAAGCCCGGAAAGCCCCGCUUGAAGCCCCCGUUCCCUGCCGCAGUCGGACUCUUCGGAUGCCCAUCUACAGUCGCAAACGUGGAGACGGUUGCUGUCGCGCCCACCAUCUGCCGGCGGGGAGGCAGCUGGUUCGCCAGCUUCGGUCGUGAGCGUAACCAGGGCACGAAGCUGUACGCCAUCUCCGGACAUGUCAACAAGCCAUGUGUGGUUGAGGAGGAGAUGUCGAUUCCCCUUCGUGAACUUAUCGACAAGCAUUGCGGUGGUGUCCGUGGUGGCUGGGACAACCUCAAGGCUGUCAUUCCGGGAGGUUCAUCUACCCCAAUUCUUCCAAAACACAUUUGCGAUGACCAGCUCAUGGACUUUGAUGCGCUCAAGGACUCACAGUCUGGUUUUGGCACUGCUGCCGUCAUCGUCAUGGACAAGUCGACCGAUGUUGUCCGUGCCAUUACCCGCCUCGCAAAGUUCUACCACCAUGAAUCUUGCGGUCAAUGCACACCCUGUCGGGAGGGAUCAAAGUGGACACAUCAGAUCAUGGACCGUUUUUACAAGGGCCAGGCGCGCGAGCGUGAGAUCGACAUGUUGCAGGAGUUGACGAAGCAGGUUGAGGGCCACACUAUCUGUGCUCUGGGCGAAGCUUUCGCAUGGCCUCUACAGGGUCUCAUCAGGCAUUUCAGACCAGAGCUUGAGGCAAGGAUAAAGGACUAUGGUCUGAAGAACGGUGGCACGGCACUCGCUGGUGGGUGGGCUCACGAUGCCCAGAAGAAGGGGCUUUUGGUCUCCCCCGGCCAGUAG